Pogona vitticeps (central bearded dragon) is the source of this 1815-nucleotide messenger RNA. It is a transcript of the gene TMBIM4, whose product is annotated as transmembrane BAX inhibitor motif containing 4. Gene Ontology annotation, cellular component: membrane. The record is from RefSeq and is a predicted model, not a curated record. Gene Ontology annotation, biological process: negative regulation of apoptotic process. Lineage: Eukaryota; Metazoa; Chordata; Lepidosauria; Squamata; Agamidae.
GAAGUGCUCCGAACCUGGAGACGCCGCCGCCGUCGUCACAGAGCGCAAGCGGUUGCUGCGGGAUCGAAAGCAACUGCCAUGAUGGCCGUGGAGAGCCCGUCCUAUCCGAAGUCCUCUAUCGAGGAUGAUUUCAACUACGGGACUAACGUGGCCUCGGCCAGCGUGCACAUCCGCAUGGCUUUUCUGCGCAAAGUCUACAUCAUACUUUCAGUUCAAAUUUUCUUGACGACGGUGACCUCUGCAGCUUUUCUGUACUCCAACACAAUUCGGACAUUUGUACAUGAAAGCCCAGUUUUACUUCUGGUAUCUUUGCUUGGUUCUUUGGUUGUGAUUGUGGCACUGACCCUGUACAGACAUCAGCAUCCGGUUAACUUGUAUCUUCUUUUUGGAUUUACACUUUUAGAAGCAUUGACUGUUGCUAUUACAGUGACUUUCUAUGAAGUAUCAGUUGUCCUACAAGCCUUUAUUCUCACUACUGCUGUGUUUUUGGCUCUCACAACAUAUACUUUGCAGUCCAAAAGGGAUUUCAGCAAAACUGGAGCAGGGUUGUUUGCUUGUUUGUGGAUUCUUUUCCUUGCAAGCUUUUUAAACCUUUUUUUCCAUAGUGAAGUAAUAGAACUGGUAUUUGCUGCUGCAGGAGCCCUUCUGUUCUGUGGCUUUAUAAUCUAUGACACACACCUGCUCAUGCACAAACUUUCCCCUGAAGAAUACAUACUGGCUGCAAUUAACUUAUACUUGGACAUCAUCAAUCUGUUUCUCCACCUGCUUCGCUUGCUUGAAGCAUUUAAUAAAAAGUAACUAGGAGUUGUUGUUCAGUCUUCUCAAAUGAUUAGGAUGUGGCAUACAAAGAGUUAAUUAAAGACCUAGAAAAUCUGCAGUGUGCUUUGAGACUGAAGCUUCUUUUCUACAUUCCAUGGUGGUUUCAGUGUUUUCUGUACAAAGAGUGCUUUAGAGAGCUGAUGCUUAUGAAUCUAUUCUGAGAUCGGCUAAUUACAUAUUGCAGUCAUCUUGACUGUUUGGUAAAGGCUUCAUUCCUUUCAUUCGCAUAUUAUUAUUGAUGGGAAGACUUGCUCAUCAACAUUCAAUUGUGCCAAUAAGCACUAUUAAAUCCUAUUUAUUUAUCCAGUAAUUGCCACAGAUGUGUCCUUUGAGAUUCACACUUGUCACUGGCUGGAUAGCAUAAAAUUAAAUUUCUUUAAUUCAAUGCUGAAGUUUUAACUAACUUAAAAUCUGCUUGUUGGUGGUCAUUUGUAUAAAUCUUCUGGUACAAGCAAUUUGAUUUCGGAGAAAUAUCCUGCGGUAUCACUUUACUCCACCCCGAUACUCUUUAUUAAAUAAUAUUAGAAUAUUUAAAGUCCAAACAUUGCUAUAUUUUUUAAAAUAUACAACCUCCAUGUGUUUUCAUAGAGGGCCUGGGAUAGCUUUGGUCUGAAAAUGGAUACAAGUGAAAAUAUAAAUGAAUGUAUGGCAGUAUUUCCUUUCAUCUGGAAGGCCUGCACCAGAAGACUGCUUUGGGUCCUUUGUUGAAGGCUUGAGAAUUUUAAGAAGCUCAAAAUAUAGAUCUGCUGUAGAGCUUCUUGGUUUCUGUUGAACUGCUGGAGACGUUUGAAGUACACUUUGACCCCUCUACUUUUUCUUUGGUCGCUAGCACAGAGUACAGAUAUUUUAGUGCAGUUCAGUAUUUGUUGGUUGGCAUUUGUUUGGUCUUGUAGUGUGAAGAGCUGGCAGAGCAACAGAGGCAAUUACACUCCAUCUGCUCUUCUAUUAGGGUGAUGUUAAGAACUUAUGAAAAUAAAUUUUAUGAAAUGCUAGUCA